AUGACGGCCAAACCCGCAUCCGCGGUGGUGAAUGUGGGAGCUCCAAACCAAACACUAUACUGCACGAAUCUUCCAGAUAAACUUAAAAAGCCAGAUUUGCGACUAGCCCUGUACACCCUCUUCUCAACCUACGGCACAGUCCUCGACAUUGUCGCGAUGAAAACGGCAAAGAUGCGCGGUCAAGCUCAUGUUGUAUUCAGAGAUAUUCAAGCCAGCACUCAAGCUAUGCGAGCAUUACAGGGUUUUGAGUUCUUUGGCAAAGAGAUGAAAAUCGUGUAUGCGAAAGGCAGUUCGGAUAUAAUAGCAAAGCUCCGAGGUACAUAUAACACAACAGCCACCGCACCGGCGCCUGGCGUAUCUACCGAACUUCAAAAAUCCAUAUUCAAUGCUCCCCCUUCGGCUGUGGUUUCCGCUAGUACAACGGUACAACCUGUCGCAUCCGAAUCGCAACCAACGAGCGAGGGUCAACAGGGCGUCAAACGACCCCGUGAAGAAGACGAGAGUGAAGGCGAAGCACCGAUGGAGGAAGACGAUAGUGACGUCUCUAUGGAAGCGUCAUCUGAUGAAGAUUAA
This is a messenger RNA of Histoplasma mississippiense, 573 nucleotides long. RefSeq lists its product as hypothetical. Gene Ontology annotation, biological process: mRNA splicing, via spliceosome. The transcript is spliced from 3 exons. NCBI's taxonomy places the organism in Eukaryota, Fungi, Ascomycota, Eurotiomycetes, Onygenales, Ajellomycetaceae. Gene Ontology annotation, cellular component: U12-type spliceosomal complex. Gene Ontology annotation, molecular function: pre-mRNA intronic binding; U12 snRNA binding. The coding region runs from base 1 to 573 and encodes 190 amino acids. The record is from RefSeq and is a predicted model, not a curated record.